This is a messenger RNA of Eruca vesicaria subsp. sativa (arugula), 1806 nucleotides long. NCBI's taxonomy places the organism in Eukaryota, Viridiplantae, Streptophyta, Magnoliopsida, Brassicales, Brassicaceae. The record is from the annotation of a GenBank genome assembly.
AACAGAUCAGAUCAAACCUAGAUUUGCUUGAAGCUCUCUCUCUCUUUCUCACCAUACUACCAUGGCCGGCAAAAGAUUACUUCAAGAUCAAGAAUCCGAUCAAGAAAAUAUAACGGAGAAACGGAUGAAAUCUCUACCACUCUUUGCCUCUUUGUUUGGAGCAUUGAAUACUGAGAACACCAUGAAGAGCCUUUCGUUAGCCCUAGAGCCUGUUCUUAGAAAAGUUGUAAGACAAGAAGUGGAACAUGGAAUAAGUAAAAGACUUCGACCAUUUUAUACGUCAUCAUCUUUUCGUGUCGAAGCUCCGGAGAACACUAAUGGUCCGACAUUAAAGCUAAUGUUCGCUAAAAAACUAAUGCAACCAAUAUUCACGGGAAGCAAAAUCAUUGACGUGGACAACAAUCCACUUCAGAUCAUCCUUGUUGAUGUCUCAAACAACGACCAUUCCAUCGCUCCGGUGAAUCUCGACCGUCCGAUCAGACUAGACAUCGUAGCCCUUCAUGGAGACUUUCCUUCGGGUGAUAAAUGGAGUAGUGAUGAGUUUGAGCGUAACAUCGUGAAAGAAAGAGAUGGUAAAAGGCCGUUACUUGCCGGAGAAGUAACUGUGACGGUGAGAAACGGCGUUGGAACUAUAGGAGAGAUUGAGUUUACAGAUAACUCUAGUUGGAUUCGUAGCCGCAAGUUUAGAAUUGGCGUGAAAGUUGCGAAAGGGAGUAGCGGUCAAGGCGUUGCGGUUUGUGAAGCGAUGACUGAAGCAUUCAAUGUUAGAGAUCAUCGUGGAGAAUUGUACAAGAAACAUCACCCACCAAUGUUAGAAGACGACGUGUGGCGGCUAGAGAAGAUAGGCAAAGAUGGGGCCUUUCACAAGAAGCUCUCUGCUGAAAACAUCAACACUGUUCAAGACUUUUUGAAGUUUUCGGUCAUUGACCUCGACAGACUCCGUCAAAUUUUGGGGCAAGGAAUGUCUGAUAAAAUGUGGGAUGUCACAUAUAAACAUGCUAGAGAGUGUACUUUGGGAGAUAAGUUAUACAUUCACAGAGGACCUGAUUUUCACUUGACCUUGAAUCCAAUAUGCGAAGUGAUAGAAGCAGUGAUUGAUGGCCAGGUUUUCUCGUGUGUAGAAGCACGGAAUCAGCUCUAUGUUAAGAGGCUAGCGCGACAAGCUUACUCAAAGUGGAACUUACUAGAAGUGAAGGAAAGAAAAACAAACGAGGUUCCUCUUUUGACGCAAGGUGAUACCACUAUGGACCAACAAUAUGGUGCAAAUGAUUACCACAAUAUUGAAAUCAAUAAAUCGUAUCAACAAAACGGGUAUGCUCCGAACAACUUGGAGAUGAUAAACGAAGGGUAUAUUACGACAACCCCAAUGGAGUUUGGUAUAUGUUUCAACAUUACCGGAUCUUCGUCCCAAGGUCAUUUAAACCCUUUCGAACAUCCUCACCUACGUUAGUACUGGAAUACAAAACCUCUCGUGCCUUCAUGAUUUAGACUCUUUCCAAACAAGGAUUUAGUUUAUAAAUCAUGUAUAAUAUGUAUACAUACAUAUAUGUAGAUCAUAUUGUAUAAAAAUUUGUAAAAUUUCUGAAAGAGUAAUAUUUUCGCUGAAUGGUAAUUCCAGUUGUUUACAUUUUUCAUGUUUUGACAACAUGAUGCAGAUGUUUUUAACCAUUCACGGUAGUAAUCAAAGUUUUUAUGUUUUUACAUGUUUGAAAAAUAACUCAAUUAUAUAUGAUAAACAUGUCUUUUCUAAUAUAUUCUUCUGUUAUUCCUUCAGUGUACAAUUCAUUGGAUAUCAUUUAUAUAUAA